This is a messenger RNA of Schistosoma curassoni, 2076 nucleotides long. The record is from the annotation of a GenBank genome assembly. Lineage: Eukaryota; Metazoa; Platyhelminthes; Trematoda; Strigeidida; Schistosomatidae.
UAGAAAUCAACUAACAAACAAUAAACAAUCCGAAUUCACAAUAAACAACAAUCAUCCCCUAACACCAAACAAUAAACGACGAUCAUCCCAACAAAAAAGGGAUCCUUAUUCAUAAUCACUAUGAUGCAACGAAAUCAUCAAUUCAAUAAUUUAAAAUUAGGUAUUAAAUUAUCAUUAAUUACUAAUGCUCAAUAUCGUUAUGAAGGAAUAUUAGCCGGUAUUAAUUUAAUUGAUAAUACAAUCAUAUUAAAAAAUGUGAAAUUUUUUGGUUAUGAAAAUCGUCUACCACCAAAUAAUGAUAAAGAGAAUCAUGAUCCAAAUUAUGAUCCAAAUCAAAAAAAUAAUAAAAUACCAAUAAUUGGAACAAUAUUUGAUUCAAUUACAUUUUGGAUAUCAAGUAUUCAUCAAAUUUAUUCAUUGAAUCCAAUGAAAUCAUUCAAUAAAUCUGAAUUAAACAAUAAAACUAUGAUUAAAACAAAUUUAUCUAUAAGAAGUCAUCAAGAGAAACGUAGACAACAUACUAGUUUGUGUUAUCCUCCUAGGGAUCAAAGGCAUCUCAUGGGAAUAAGUUCAUUUAAAAAUAAGUCAACUACUGGAGAUUCAUUAGUUGUGAAUAGUCGUAGAGAUUCAUCAAAUCAACGUACCGUACAUCAAUCACGUAUACUGGAUUCGUACUCUCGUAGAAGUCGUAAUGUGAGACCUUUACUGAAGCAAAGGAAUUACAUGCCUAUGUUUCAAGUUGUUCCACAUCCGGGAAACUUUUACAAGUUUGGUUAUCCUCUGACCGUACAAAACCCACCAUUCAGACUUCUGAGUAAUUCUAUUCCACCUAAAUUUGGCCAUUUGGGAUUACGAUAUUUUAACAAAAAACAAAAUCGACCUAUGAGGAUUCCAAACAGUGGUUACAGACAACAUAUCCAAAGUAGUGUGAAUCCUUAUGGAAUGUAUGUUUAUUUAUCUCCUGAAAUGGCGACAACUAUGCAACAAAGAUCGACCAAUUUUAUGACCCCUCGGUUUAGAGGAACCAGACGCCGGGUGACAGAAAGAAAAUCAACAAGAAACAAUCGCAAAGUUCUAUCUGAAGAAAUAGAUUGUACUAAACCAUAUGAUUUUGAAAUGGCAAAUGCUGAACUAGAAGCCGAGUUGGCUAAAAUGAACUUGAAUACGGAUGAAGAUUCAGUGAGUCAAGAGAACUCGGAGGUAGAUCAAACUGUUGGCGAACGGCCAAUACCGUCGACGGCAGCAAAUAACGCUUCGAGAUUACAAACCAAUCCCAAUACUUUAUCUGGGGAAUCCCCUUCAGGAGUAGUUAGUUCUACUACGGCCAAUAGCACAAACGUUCUCAUUUCUGAAAACAAACGUUCAUCUGAGAGUAAGGAAACUCUAUCUAAAGGUGAAUACUACGUUCGAGAAAAAUGCUUUUACGAUCAGAUAAGUAGAUCAGAUGGACGACCAAGAGGCCUUACCGACCUUCAGAGUGGACGGAGAAAAUAUAAGCAAUCAACGAGCAGCCAUUAUGAUAUUGGUUUAUCAACAUCUGGAAAAAAAUCUAAUGCAAACGGUAUCAUGACUCGAAUCACUCGAGCUUCAUCAUCUAAAAGAGAACGUCUAUUGAAUUUUGAAACUUUUGGUCCAAUGGCAACUAGAAGACUUUAUUGGCCAAAACGAAAAAGUUCUAGUGUUCCUCGUAACUUAUUGGUUUCUGCAUCAGCCUAAUAAAACAGGAUUAACAUUGACAAAACUAUGAUAUGAAAAUUGUUUAUUUCGUUCAUUAACAUAGUUGGUUGAUUGUUUGAUAAGGUUAUGGACAAUAUGAUGAACGGAUGAAUUUUCUGACUACAAUAACCUUUGUUGAUUCUGUUUAUUAUUCUUAAAUGAUGUUAUCUUGUGUUGAUUCAAAUAGAUGUUCUUCUUUCAUUUGAGAAUACGUAUGAUGUAACAAAAGUGAAUAAUUCGUUUCCAAUUAUUAGAAUUCACAUUUCCAUAACAAGAUAAGUUGAACACAGACAUGAUAACUACAGUCAUUCAGUAAUCUAUAUUGUCUAGUUUUAUUUGAGAUACAUUUUUAUGAAAUAA